Molecule: messenger RNA, 4612 nt
Organism: Aspergillus steynii IBT 23096
Lineage: Eukaryota; Fungi; Ascomycota; Eurotiomycetes; Eurotiales; Aspergillaceae
Gene: mdr1
Product: ABC multidrug transporter Mdr1
Exons: 2
Coding region: 287-4330 (1347 amino acids)
Biological process (GO): transmembrane transport
Cellular component (GO): membrane
Molecular function (GO): ATP binding; ABC-type transporter activity; ATP hydrolysis activity
Source: RefSeq, a predicted model, not a curated record
ACAUUUUUCUUUUCGUUCUUUGGGUCGGUCAUUGAAUCAUUCAUUCUUAUAACUAUCGACCAUUUUCCCGUCAGACUAAUUCGUCCCCUUUCCCUUCCCCCCCUCCAACACCCCCCGCCAUUCCCUCCUUAUCCUUUUUUUUCCCGCUUGUCCGUCCUUCUUUUCACCCCCAUGGAGUAGAUCGUUCCUCGUCCGCCAAGCUUCUCUGUCUUUAGCGUGGAACCCCGCUCAUACCUCGGACGCUUUGGAGGCCAGACGGGAAAUAUCUCCUCGGGCGCAGAACAUCAUGUCCCACCCGGGAAAGGAGCCGUUCAAGGCUGCCGACGAUCCUGCUAUCCUUCCGACGGCCCCGACGGCUGCUGUCGAACGAACCAAGUCAAGCAAUCACUCCUCCACCUCUAGUGCAACUAUCGCCCCGGCAGAGGCCAAGACAGCGACAUCCGAUCCCUCGUCCGCCGAGAAUCUCGCCGGCGACGACGAUUCGGAUCCCCUAUAUUCCCACCUUGCCCCUCAUGAAAGGCAGGUCCUGAAGAAACAGCUGGAUGUAGACGAGACCAAUGUGUCGUUCUUCGGCCUCUACCGCUAUGCGUCCCGCAUGGAUAUCCUCGUUUUGGUGGUGAGCGCCAUCUGCGCCAUCGCGGCCGGGGCUGCAUUGCCCUUGUUUACGAUCCUGUUUGGCUCUCUGGCCUCCGCAAUGCGGAAUAUCGUUCUAGGCACCAUCGAAUAUUCCGAGUUCUACGACAAACUGACCACCAACGUCCUGUAUUUCGUGUACCUGGGUAUCGCGGAAUUUGUCACCGUCUAUAUCAGUACCGUGGGCUUCAUCUACGCCGGCGAACAUGUCACCCAGAAGAUUCGCGAGCACUACCUCGAGUCGAUCCUGCGCCAGAACAUGGCGUACUUUGACAAACUGGGGGCCGGUGAAGUGACCACUCGCAUCACCGCCGACACCAACCUCAUCCAGGAUGGGGUCUCCGAGAAAGUUGGACUCACUCUAACCGCCCUCUCGACUUUCGUCACUGCGUUCAUCGUGGCCUACGUCAAAUACUGGAAGCUUGCCCUCAUCUGCACGUCCACCAUCGUCGCGCUUGUGCUGAUCAUGGGAGGAGGCUCGCGGUUCAUCGUCAAGUACAGCAAGCAAUCGCUGCAAAGCUACGGCGCCGGUGGAACGGUGGCGGAGGAGGUGAUCAGCUCGAUCCGCAACGCCACGGCAUUCGGCACUCAGGAUAAACUCGCCAAGCAGUACGAGGUUCAUUUGGCCGAAGCCGAGAAGUGGGGAAGGAAGCAACAUAUUAUUUUGGGCGUCAUGAUCGGGGCGAUGUUUGGCAUCAUGUUCUCCAAUUACGGCCUAGGUUUCUGGAUGGGGUCUCGCUUCCUCGUCAAUGGAGAGGUGGACGUUGGUCAGGUUCUGACCGUGCUGAUGGCCAUCUUGAUUGGCUCCUUCAGUCUGGGUAACGUCAGUCCCAACAGCCAGGCGUUCACAAACGCCGUGGCUGCGGCGGCAAAGAUCUUCAGCACAAUCGAUCGUCCGUCGCCGCUCGAUCCGUAUUCGGAAGAGGGCGCCACGGUAGAAAACCUCCAAGGAAACAUCGAGUUUCGCAAUGUCAAGCACAUCUAUCCCUCGCGACCAGAGGUGACUAUCAUGGAUGGUGUCUCCCUGAAGAUGCCUGCAGGAAAGACGACGGCGCUGGUUGGCCCUUCGGGCUCCGGGAAGAGUACCGUGGUCGGACUGGUCGAGCGUUUCUAUCUCCCCGUCGGAGGCACCGUGCUGCUGGAUGGACAUGAGAUUCAGGAUCUUAACCUUCGUUGGCUGCGCCAGCAGAUCUCCUUGGUGAGCCAAGAGCCCAUCCUCUUCGGCACUACGAUCUACCAGAACAUCCGCUAUGGUCUCAUCGGCACCAAGUUCGAGCGUGAGUCCGAGGACAGAAUUCGCGAGCUCAUCGAGAACGCGGCAAAAAUGGCCAACGCCCAUGAUUUCGUCACGGCUUUGCCCGAGGGGUACGAAACUAACGUGGGUCAGCGUGGAUUCUUGCUCUCUGGAGGCCAGAAACAGCGUAUUGCCAUUGCCCGCGCCAUUGUCAGUGACCCCAAGAUCCUCUUGCUGGACGAAGCAACUUCUGCAUUGGAUACGAAAUCCGAAGGCGUUGUCCAAGCCGCUCUUGACAAGGCCGCCGAGGGUCGCACCACUAUUGUGAUCGCGCAUCGUCUAUCGACAAUCAAGGCGGCACACAACAUCGUGGUCUUGGUCGAUGGCCGGAUUGUCGAACAGGGAACGCACGAUCAGCUAGUGGAUGGCAAGGGCACAUACCAUAGCCUCGUGGAGGCGCAGCGCAUCAACGAAGAAAAAGACGCGGAAGCGUUGGAAACUGAUGAUGAGUUGGAGGAGGAUAUCCUACCCAAGCCGGACAUCGCCCGCAUCAAGACCGUCGCCAGUGGCUCAGCAUCCCUCGACGCCGAAGAUGAGAAGACACGCCUGGAAUUUGGGCGCUCGGGUACGCACAAGUCAGUCUCCAGUGCCGUCCUUUCCAAGCGAACCCCAGAGAUAGGCAAGAAAUACUCGCUCUGGACCUUGGUCACGUUCAUCUUCUCCUUUAACCGGCCGGAGAUUCUCUAUAUGCUCAUUGGUUUCUUUUUCUCGUUUCUUGCGGGCGGCGGCCAACCGACCCAGGCAGUCCUGUAUGCCAAGGCGAUCAGCUCGCUCUCGUACGGCUCCAAUAUGGCUAGUCAGAUUCGAAGCGAUGCAAACUUCUGGUCCCUGAUGUUCUUCGUCGUUGGAAUUGUCCAGUUCAUCAACCUCUCCAUCAACGGAGCUGCCUUUGCUGUGUGCUCGGAGGCUCUCAUCCGUCGUGCGCGCAGCGAGGCUUUUCGAUCAAUUCUCCGUCAAGACAUCACAUUCUUUGAUCGAGAGGAAAACAGUACUGGUGCCUUGACCUCUUUCCUCUCGACCGAGACGAAGCAUCUCUCCGGAGUCAGCGGUGUAACCCUAGGAACAAUCAUCAUGACCUCUACGACCCUGGGCGCCGCCAUUAUCAUCUCCCUCUCGAUUGGAUGGAAGCUGGCUUUGGUUUGCAUCUCCGUGGUUCCGAUCCUACUCGGUUGUGGAUUCUAUCGAUUUUACAUGCUUGCUCAGUUCCAACAGCGUUCUAAGACCGCCUACGAAGGGUCCGCGAGCUAUGCUUGUGAGGCAACAUCGGCUAUCCGCACUGUGGCCUCGCUCACCCGCGAACAAGAUGUCUGGGACGUGUACCACGCCCAACUCGAUGCGCAGGGAAGGACUAGUCUGAUUUCAGUGCUGAAGUCUUCGAUCCUGUAUGCCUGCUCGCAGGCUCUCGUCUUCUUCUGCGUUGCCCUCGGAUUCUGGUACGGCGGCACACUUUUAGGCCACCACGAAUACUCGAUUUUCCGGUUCUUUGUCUGUUUCUCCGAGAUUCUUUUUGGUGCCCAAUCUGCCGGAACGGUCUUCUCUUUCUCGCCGGACAUGGGCAAGGCGAAGAAUGCCGCGGCGCAGUUCAAGCAACUGUUUGAUCGAAAGCCCAGCAUCGACAUCUGGUCGGAGGACGGUAUCAAAUUAGAUUCUGUCGACGGUGAAAUCGAGUUCCGUGACGUGCACUUCAGGUAUCCUACUCGCCCCGAGCAACCCGUUCUUCGGGGGUUGAAUCUCAGCGUCAAGCCCGGGCAGUACAUUGCUCUUGUCGGGCCGAGUGGUUGCGGCAAAAGUACGACCAUCGCUCUUCUGGAGCGCUUUUAUGAUGCCCUUGCUGGGAAUGUCUUCGUGGAUGGGAAGGACAUUACUGAGCUUAAUGUCAAUUCGUAUCGCAAUUUCCUGUCGCUGGUCAGCCAGGAGCCAACGCUGUAUCAGGGGACCGUCAAGGACAACAUCCUAUUGGGAGUCGACCGGGACGAAAUGUCUGAAGAAGCCAUCGUGAAGGCGUGCAAGGACGCCAAUAUUUAUGACUUCAUCAUGUCUCUACCUGAGGGAUUUAAUACUGUGGUUGGCAGCAAAGGAGGCAUGCUGUCUGGUGGCCAGAAACAGCGAGUGGCCAUUGCGCGAGCUCUGCUUCGGGACCCCAAGAUCCUGCUUCUCGACGAAGCUACAUCGGCUCUGGAUUCGGAAUCGGAGAAGGUCGUCCAGGCCGCUCUGGAUGCCGCUGCUCGCGGCCGAACGACGAUUGCCGUGGCGCAUCGACUCAGUACGAUCCAGAAAGCCGAUAUCAUCUACGUGUUUGAUCAAGGGAAGAUCGUCGAAAGUGGAAACCACCAGGAAUUGAUCCGCAACAAGGGUCGUUACUACGAACUGGUCAAUCUCCAGAGCCUGGGCAAGACCCAGUGAACCCAUACAUAAUUCAUAAUCUCCUGCACAUAUCUAAUAUCGAUAAUACCUCUCCUCCGUUCACUCCUAUCGCACCGAUCUAACCUCUCCAUGAUGUGCUACGACCUGUGCUGUUGGAAUGGCAGACCCGGUUCUCAGCCCUUGUCUUUUCCUCGUUAUCUCCCCAAUCUUCUGUCUUAUUCUACGAAUAGAUCAUAAUGAAGCGUGCCCCGGCUGGUUUUUUGCCUUGCCUUGCUUUUUGUUUCGUUGGAAAAGUCCACAGUCAAAUAGAGUUCAUUUGCC